AUGGCUGACUCCUCCGCUGAGCGUACCUACGUGAUGAUCAAGCCCGAUGGCGUGGCCCGUGGCCUCAUCGGUGACGUUAUCUCCCGCUUCGAGAACAAGGGCCUCCAGCUUGUGGCCAUGAAGCUCGUUCAGGUCACGCCUGAGCACGCUGAGAAGCACUACGAGGACCUCAAGUCGAAGCCUUUCUUCGCUGGCCUCGUCGAGUUCAUCACCUCGGGCCCCGUGUGCGCGAUGGUGUGGAAGGGCCCGAACGCCGUCCGCAUCGGCCGCCUCCUCGUCGGCGCCACCAACCCGGCCGAGGCUGCUGUCGGCACUGUCCGUGGCGACCUCGCCGCUGACAUCUCGCGCAACAUCGUCCACGCUUCGGAUGCUGUCGAGUCCGCCAACCACGAGAUCGCUCUCUGGUUCAAGGACGAGGAGAUCACCUCGUGGGACCUCCCGGCCGCCCAGUGGAUCUGCGAGUAA
Messenger RNA from Thecamonas trahens ATCC 50062, 465 nucleotides. Its product is annotated as nucleoside diphosphate kinase. The record is from RefSeq and is a predicted model, not a curated record. Gene Ontology annotation, biological process: GTP biosynthetic process; CTP biosynthetic process; UTP biosynthetic process. The transcript has 2 exons. NCBI's taxonomy places the organism in Eukaryota, Apusomonadida, Apusomonadidae. Gene Ontology annotation, molecular function: nucleoside diphosphate kinase activity. The coding region runs from base 1 to 465 and encodes 154 amino acids.